GAUGGUUCAUUUAGUAAAUGAUGUUCCAUUUAAAGUCAAACAGACCAUAACGCGUGAUAUGCUUUAGGGCGGGGCUACACGGUGAUUGACAGGUUGCUGCCAUAGACUUUUACGGUGUUUCUACGUCACUCCUGCGCAUUCCAAAUACGAGGGCCGUAAUCCAAGAUGGCGACGGCGACUACGUCCACUUCUUCCAAACAGUCUGGUGUAAACACGACGAGGCGGCGUCGCCACGUUUAGCCGCGUCUCAUUUAGCCGCUUUUUAAAAAAAAAAAAAUGUUUUAAUUUUUUUAAAGACACAUUAAACCCCCUAAAUUCAAAUGUACAGACGUAUUUAAAUAAAUGCCAUCGCUGUCGAGAGGAGGGAACGCUGACUCACUGGUUGCUGCUGCACUCCAUCGUCUCACCAUGUUACAGGAGAUAUGGGAUAUGAUGUAACACCUGCUGUAAUCACAUUAAACUGGCAGCCAAUUGAAAUGCAUCUACUGGUUGGAGUGUGUUUUUAAAAAAAAAAAGUUUUUUCACUAUUGCUGGAAAAUAUUUCUGUAUUUAAUUGUCGCUCCCUCGUUGAAAUGAAAAUAAAUGGUCUCUGAAGGUCGUGGAAAAACAACACAACUGGUAGCCGUGGCGCCCGCGGCGUCGUGAUUUUUUAUUUAUUUUUUUCCGAAGCGGGGUUGACUCGACUGAUCCGGGAUCGGGCCGCGACGUGUCCGGCGAAGCGCGCCACGAGGCCGGAGGGCUUUGAACUUCCUCUUCCCCCUUUCUUCAGGGAUUGUUUAGCGCCGGUAAACACGGCUAGUUCAGCCAGCUGUCUGCUCGCUCUCCUCCCUUUUUAAAAAAAAAAAAAAGUAUAUUUCAUUUGAUUCAGAAAGUGUCUUUUUCUUUUUCUCCGCGUGUGUUUUAUUUCCUUCUUUCCUCCCCUGCUGCGUUCGCGUCGCACACUGCGCGUUAAUCUCUCGUUUGGCUUCCAUUCUCUGGUUUUUAUUCCCCCCUUCGCUCGUAUAAAUAGACCCAAACGCUGUCCAACGUUUGCCCUCUUUUCUUUAUUUAUUAUUUAUUUUAUAUACUUUGAGUAGGGGUUUAUCGCUCCCAUGAGACUCCAGAGGAAACCCGGGGGGAAAGCGAUUUAAAUUAAUUAUCUGCACAGCGGCGUACAAAUAGCUCGGAGGUAGACAGACUUCUGCUUUUUUUAUUUUAUUUUUAGCGACAUUUCUCCGCCCCCCCCCCAAAAAAAAAAUACUGCAUGAAUUUGAUUGAAUUACAGGUCUUGGAAGAGUUUGGACUAAACUUUGAAGUCACGAUAGACUCCGUUUGAGACUCGAUGUGUAAAGAAUCGCCCUGAAGACUUCAGACUUGUUCUGACCGAGUCUCGACUCGCGUCUUUUUCUUCGUAGCAUUUAUUCCUGCUCAUCCCCGAACUGAAGGCAGCAGCUCCCACGAUGUUCAUGUUUUACGUGUCAUGUCUAACGACGUUACGUUCACUAAAGACGUCUCAUCUCUCACGCGGUUUGUUUCAGCCUUUUUUUUUUCCCGACAGACGAGAAUCUUUUUUUUUUCUUUUUUCUCUCUCUGCAUUUUGUUUAUAAAACUGGAUAAUACUUUUUAAUCUCUUGGGAUCAACCCGCACAAGUGGCGGGACAGAAUGUUCCUCAGCGCCCGCGAGAGCUUAAGCGAGGACGCCGGGAGCCGGACGCUGUAAUACUUAAAAAAAAGGUCGCAAAGAAAACAAACAGAAAUCAGAAUUCAUCUUUUUUUUUUUUGUUAAUCGUCAAGGAACUGUGAGACGGUGCAGGCCGGCAGCUGUUGGCCCUCUUUGCUCUCGCCGGUCUGCGCAGCUGCGUACGCCGCCGAAAAACAAGCGGCGGCGUACGCAGGCGAGCGGCCGGAAGUCGUCGUGCAGACUAGAGGACGUCCCCACAAAAAAACCUUGCAACUGACCAGGCUGUCAACGCGCGCGCGUGUGUGUACACACACACUGGCUGGUUCUGUUCGCCACGAGACAAACACACCAGGUGUCGAGUGGAGGAGUCGGCAGGCAAAUCGACGGCUCUAUAAAACGGGCGAUUUAAAGGUGUUUUUUCUAAAGAAAGUGCGAUUUUCGCCGACUUUGAGAGAUCCCUGAGCGGGAAUGAACCCCAAACACUAUGAUGUGCGUUAGCGUUAGCGUUGGACAGAUGCUCACAUGAGGCUCCUGUUCUUUCACUGGUUUUCCUUAAAGCCGUUUCACAUCUUCGGGAAUAAAACUUCUCCACCCGGACUGCCGGCGGUUGCGGUGAAGUGAAAACAACUGGAGCCAGACAGAUGUGGACGUUUACACGUUUUACGUCUGCAGGCCGCGCUGUUUACGCCGCAAAACCACAACACAUAAACAAUCGAGUCGAGAGUGAGAUUGAACCAUUUCACCUUUUUCCAUUCAGUCUCUUUAUCGUUAAUAUCAAAUCAAGCGAUGUGAUGAUCUGUGGGGAAAUAAAAUACAAAACACGAGCAGGAAUAUGUUCUUUCUUUCUCUUGCCUCUAACGACUCAUCUGGGGGAGAGACACAUGUUUGUUUGUUUGUUUGUUUGUUGUGCAGCUCUCUGCAUGUGGUGCUGAUGCUGAGCGGGCUCCCUGAGCCAGAAAAGAAGAGGAAAAAAAAAAAGCCGAUCUGGAGGCUGAAGACCAAUCAGUGCGCCAUCCACCAUCCUCUCUCUCCCUCUCUCCCUCUCUCCCUCUCUCCCUCUCUCCCUCUCUCUCUCUCUCUCUCUCUCUCCCUCUCUCUCCCUCUCUCUCUCUCCCUCUCUCCCCCCUGCAAAGCACCCGCCGCCGCACUUGUCCGCUCGCAGUCUCCCUCGGCGGACUCUUCCUCUCCCUCUUCCUCUUCCUCCUCGCCUCCUCCACAGGAAGAUGGUGCCGUGCCCCGCGCGUCCCGCUCGCUCACCGAAGGCGUCGCUCGCCGGCUCGCUGCGGGGCUUUUGAACUCACCAUGCCGGGUUACGCGAGGUUCCUGUUCGUGCUGCUGUGCCUCGUCCUGCUCGCGGAGUGCAGGAGACACAAGAGCAGGAGGAAGCGGUGGUCCGGGCCGACGGAGACGCACAAGCCCGGCACCCCUCUGUCCAAGAAGGUCGCGGAUGGAACCAAAUCCAAAAAGGUGAAGACCAGCCACCUCCUGCGCAUCGACGACCACGACUUCACCAUGAGGCCGGCCUUCGCAGGUCCAGCUGUGCCCGUCGGAGUGGAUGUUCAGGUGGAGAGCUUGGACAGCAUAUCGGAGGUCGACAUGGACUUCACCAUGACCCUGUAUCUGAGGCACUACUGGAAGGAUGAGAGGCUGGCCUUCCCGAGCACCACCAACAAGAGCAUGACCUUCGACGGGCGCCUGGUGAAGAAGAUCUGGGUGCCCGACGUGUUCUUCGUCCACUCCAAGAGGUCCUUCAUCCACGACACCACCACCGACAACAUCAUGCUGCGGGUGUUCCCCGACGGCCACGUCCUGUACAGCCUGAGGGUUACAGUUACAGCUGCGUGCAACAUGGAUUUCAGUCGCUUCCCUUUGGACUCGCAGACGUGCACGCUGGAGCUGGAGAGUUAUGCGUACACGGACGAAGACCUGAUGCUGUACUGGAAAAGCGGCGACGAGUCCCUGAGCACCGACGACAGGAUUUCUCUGUCUCAGUUCCUCAUCCAGAAGUUCCACACCAGCUCCCGGCUGGCUUUCUACAGCAGCACAGGCUGGUACAACCGUCUGUACAUCAACUUCACCCUCCGGCGUCACAUCUUCUUUUUCCUGCUGCAGACCUACUUCCCCGCCACUCUGAUGGUCAUGCUGUCCUGGGUGUCCUUCUGGAUCGACCGCAGGGCCGUCCCCGCCCGGGUCUCAUUAGGCAUUACCACGGUGCUCACCAUGUCCACCAUCAUCACCGGCGUCAACGCCUCCAUGCCCAGGGUGUCCUACAUCAAAGCCGUGGACAUUUACCUCUGGGUCAGUUUCGUCUUCGUCUUCCUCUCCGUGCUCGAGUACGCCGCCGUCAACUACCUGACGACGGUGAGGGACGGGAAAGACCGCAAGCUCCGGGAAAAAGCCAGGCAACAGUCGCAGUCCCAGACGCUCCCCUGCUCCUGCGGCAUGUCCCACGCCAGGACCAUGAUGCUGGACGGCACGUACAGCGAGGCGGACGCCAACAGCCUGGCGGGGUACACUCGGGCCUCCGUGGGGGCCGAGGAUUCGUCGGAGAAACAGGAGCGGAUGGUGGUGCACCUCUCCAUGGACAACGAGCCCGCGGGGACCAAGAAGAAGGGCCUCCGCGGCUUCCGCAUCAUCCAGAACACCCACGCCAUCGACACCUACUCUCGCAUGAUCUUCCCCGGCGCCUACAUCCUGUUCAACCUGGUGUACUGGUGUGUGUACUGCUGAGCCGUGUGCGUUGGAGACCAAAAAAAAAAAAAAAA
Messenger RNA from Cyclopterus lumpus (lumpfish), 4425 nucleotides. RefSeq names its product gamma-aminobutyric acid receptor subunit rho-2-like. Gene Ontology annotation, biological process: nervous system process; monoatomic ion transmembrane transport; signal transduction. Gene Ontology annotation, cellular component: neuron projection; membrane; synapse. NCBI's taxonomy places the organism in Eukaryota, Metazoa, Chordata, Actinopteri, Perciformes, Cyclopteridae. Gene Ontology annotation, molecular function: extracellular ligand-gated monoatomic ion channel activity; GABA-A receptor activity; neurotransmitter receptor activity. Bases 2963 to 4390 code for a protein of 475 amino acids. The record is from RefSeq and is a predicted model, not a curated record. The transcript has 9 exons.